This is a messenger RNA of Castor canadensis (American beaver), 2897 nucleotides long. RefSeq names its product aldehyde dehydrogenase 4 family member A1 (gene Aldh4a1). Gene Ontology annotation, molecular function: L-glutamate gamma-semialdehyde dehydrogenase (NAD+) activity. NCBI's taxonomy places the organism in Eukaryota, Metazoa, Chordata, Mammalia, Rodentia, Castoridae. The record is from RefSeq and is a predicted model, not a curated record.
CCGAGCCCUGGCAGAGAUGCUGCAGCCGUCCGUUUUGCGUUGCGCCCUGCUGACCCGCACGUGGAGGGGGGCCGGGCUGCGGCAGAAGCAUGCCUCCUCCUUGAAGGUGGCCAAUGAGCCCAUCCUAGGAUUCACGCAGGGCAGCCCUGAGCGAGAUGCGCUGCAGAAGGCCUUAAAGGACCUGAAGGACCAGACAGAAGCCAUCCCAUGCGUGGUGGGGGAUGAGGAGAUGUGGACAUCAGAUGUGCAGUACCAGGUGUCGCCCUUUAACCAUGGACACAAAGUAGCCAAGUUCUGUUAUGCAGACAAGGCCUUGAUCAACAAAGCCAUUGAGGCCGCCUUGGCUGCCAGGAAAGAAUGGGACCUGAGGCCUGUCGCAGACCGGGCCCAGAUCUUUCUGAAGGCGGCAGAUAUGCUGAGUGGGCCAAGAAGGGCUGAGAUUCUUGCCAAGACCAUGGUGGGACAGGGUAAGACGGUGAUCCAAGCAGAGAUCGACGCUGCAGCUGAGCUCAUUGACUUCUUCCGAUUCAAUGCCAAGUUUGCCAUGGAGCUGGAGGGGGAGCAGCCCAUCAGUGUGCCGCCCAGCACCAACAGUGUGGUCUACCGAGGGCUGGAGGGCUUCGUAGCGGCCAUCUCCCCCUUCAACUUCACUGCGAUUGGUGGCAACCUGGCAGGAGCACCAGCUUUGAUGGGCAAUGUGGUCCUGUGGAAGCCCAGUGACACGGCCAUGCUGGCCAGCUAUGCUGUCUACCGAAUCUUGCGGGAGGCCGGCCUACCCCCCAACAUCAUCCAGUUUGUGCCAGCUGACGGGCCUGUAUUUGGGGACACGGUCACCAGCUCAGAGCAUCUCUGCGGCCUCAACUUCACAGGCAGUGUGCCCACUUUCAAACACCUAUGGAAGCAGGUGGCCCAGAACAUAGACCGGUUCCGUACCUUCCCACGCUUGGCUGGAGAGUGUGGUGGGAAGAACUUCCACUUCGUGCACCACUCUGCGGACGUGGACAGCGUAGUGAGCGGGACCCUGCGCUCAGCCUUUGAGUAUGGUGGCCAGAAGUGCUCAGCCUGCUCUCGUCUCUACGUGCCACACUCGCUGUGGCCACAGAUCAAAGGGCGGCUCCUGGAGGAGCAUGGCAGGAUCAAAGUGGGCGAUCCGGCAGAGGACUUUGGGACCUUCUUCUCUGCAGUGAUUGAUGCAAAGUCCUUUGCCCGCAUCAAAAAGUGGCUGGAGCAUGCAGGCUCCUCACCCAGCCUCACCAUCCUGGCCGGGGGCAAGUGUGACGACUCCGUGGGUUACUUCGUGGAACCCUGCAUCGUUGAAAGCAAGGACCCACAGGAUCCCAUCAUGAAGGAGGAGAUCUUCGGGCCUGUGCUGACUGUGUAUGUCUACCCUGAUGACAAGUACAAGGAAACCCUGCAGCUAGUUGACAACACCACCAGCUACGGCCUCACGGGGGCAGUGUUUGCCCAGGAUAAGAACGUCAUCCAAGAGGCCACAAAAAUGCUGAGGAAUGCUGCCGGCAACUUCUACAUCAACGACAAGUCCACUGGCUCAGUGGUGGGCCAGCAGCCCUUUGGGGGCUCCCGGGCCUCUGGAACCAAUGACAAGCCAGGGGGCCCUCACUACAUCCUGCGCUGGACGUCACCCCAGGUCAUCAAAGAGACCCACCAGCCCCUAGGAGACUGGCGCUACUCAUACAUGCAGUGAUUCCUGCUCGGCCAGUCCACUGUCCACCUGUCUGUCCAUCCAGAGGGUUGACCCCACUGCACCCCUGCCUACCCCUCCACUUGCUCCUUAUGGACAGCCCCCUUCUGGAGCCAAGCCACACCUCCCCUCCCCGCCAUUGACCUGUGGUCUUGUUUGAUCAGGUCAUGCUGGGCCGCUACACUGUCUCCCAUCAGCCACCCUGGAAAUCCCACCUGCUGGGUAUGACCCUGGAGUCCAGCAGGUUUUCCACCUGUCUGCUUCCCUAGGGAAUGGAGAGGGGGCAGGUCUAGGGACCAUGUGGGGAAAGCAGGCAUCUCUGGCCCCUUGGCACUCUUGCCACUCACAGAGGCUCCUCCAGGUAUCCAGAGUGAGGUGUGAACCUGAGUGGCUGCAGGGCACAAGUGGCACUAGCUAGCCUUGCCCUCUGAGGUCUGGGCUGCCCACUGCUACUUUUGUCUAGAUCUGCCUGAGCCAGUGGGCACCUGGUCCCAUCCGGCCUUAGACCCAUGUGCCUUCCUGCAGAGUGCCUGUGUUCCCCUGAGGCCAUGCCAUUCCUAGCCACUUGCUGAGGUGUGGCGUGUGGCAGUCCUUCCACAGCUGUGAUUCUGCAAAACCUUGAGGAACUCCAUGUCGUGGGACUGUUCCUGAGUUCUUCUGGUCCUUCCUCUGCAGGUGCCACUCCCAGAGCCCAUCUCAGGGCCUCAGUUCUGCCCAGUCAUCAACACCUAGCCUGGGGUCCCCUCCAGCCUGGGAUGUGGUCUGUAGAAUUGCCCCUCCCCAGUAUGGAAGGGCUCUGAGUGUCCUGGGCCCCCCAGUUGCUUACUCUUCGUCAGAUGCAGCUAGUCCAGUAGUGGCUAGGGGCAAACUCCUUCUGACUGGGUUCUGGUGGCCAGGGAUUGCUAAGAUGUGACUUUCUGGGAGAAGAGUGCUGGGGCUCUCCCUCAAGGACAGCCCCACAGAGCCCCCAUGGAGCAGGUGUGGCCAGCCCCUCAUGCCCGUUUCUCACCAUGGCCCAUGGUUGGGCAGGUGCUGCCUGGGCCAGUGUGGGUUCUAGGAUCUGAGUCGUCUCCUGUGGGGGCCAGGGGCGGUGGCUGGGGUGCAGGCUGGAGGUGUGCUUGGUACUACUGGUUCUACACUGUGAGGUGGCAGUGGGGUGCACCCAGUGCCACCAAAUAAAAUGCCUGUUACCUAA